AUGAACUUGAGGAUUUUAUUCAUAACAGUGGCAUUUCUACUAUGCGUUCAGUUUACUCAAUCCGAAGAGGAUUACUUUUCAGCAUUCCUAAUAAAAAUCGCCUUAGAAACGACCCUAAACGAAAUCAAAAACACCGGCCACGUUGUGAUAUUUAAAAACUUACACAUUAAAACGCCCGGUAUACUCGACGACGUGAUAAUGGGAGCCAUCGGUGUAAGAAACGUAACUCUCUACGGACUGUCCACGUUGGAAUACAGCGAUGCAGUGGAUGUCGAUAAAGAAAUGGAAAAUAAUGUUGCAAUAAAAAUUUACAACAUCGAUGUUAACGCCACACUCGAGAAAAUCGGCCUGCACACUGUUUACGAGCUCGACUUGAAUUUGCUGAACGAGUUACCUUUGUAUGGAAAAGGAGAUAUUCAAUUAGAAGUCAGAAACGUUGAUAUCAAAACGAAUGCGACUUUCAACGAUAGAAAUGGUCUAAAAUUACAAGACCUGGAUUUCGACUUGACUUUCAGGAGUUCAAAUGAGUCGUAUGUAACAGGAUUUUGGCAUAAUUCCAACGUGAGCCAGUUUAUAACUAAAAUACUGAAUAAGAUCGAACGGUACAUCGCCAUGUUAUACAAUUAUCACAAAGAGUGCUUUAAGUGCAUUAUUAAACAGAUAAUAAAAAUUAUAAUAAACCACAAAUUGACCAAGGAGAAACUCACGUAUUCAAGAUGUAAAUGUUUGGAGGGCAGCGCUUUUAUCGAUAAACUACAAGAAAUCAUUAUUGCAGUGGACUCCAAAGCUAUUAACAAUAUCCUUGCACGGUUGAAAGAGAUGUUAGAGGAUAAAGAGAAAUUAAAAAAGAUAGCUAAGGAAAUUAUAUGUGCAGCGACAUUUUUCCAAAAAGCAUAUUUCGAUUUAAACAAUAUCAUCAAAUAG
Phyllotreta striolata is the source of this 924-nucleotide messenger RNA. The record is from the annotation of a GenBank genome assembly. NCBI's taxonomy places the organism in Eukaryota, Metazoa, Arthropoda, Insecta, Coleoptera, Chrysomelidae.